AUGGUGGAGCUAGAGAGAGAGUUUAUGGGCAAAACACAACCCUCAAACCACUUUUGCUCUCAAGAAACCUACGUAGUCGCCAUUGCUUCCUACUUCGACCAGCCCUACCCUUCCCUUUUCCCCAACGUAGGAGGAUCUGUCGACGACUUCUCUACUUCAUCCGUUCAACAGAUCGUCGAUCACUGCCUCUACGAUACCAUCAACUGCUCCAGACCUGUGAACAACAUGUCUAAAUCUCGCGUCUACACGAUGUCAAUGUUGUUCGCCCUAUGGAAUACUAGGAUUAAGAAGAACUUACUGUUCAGUGGGGCAUCAGGAGUCCCUAGCUACUAA
Lactuca saligna is the source of this 333-nucleotide messenger RNA. The record is from the annotation of a GenBank genome assembly. NCBI's taxonomy places the organism in Eukaryota, Viridiplantae, Streptophyta, Magnoliopsida, Asterales, Asteraceae.